This is a messenger RNA of Pantherophis guttatus, 7628 nucleotides long. Lineage: Eukaryota; Metazoa; Chordata; Lepidosauria; Squamata; Colubridae. The record is from RefSeq and is a predicted model, not a curated record.
GUUAACCCAAAAGCUGCAUCAGCACUGCAGAUUGCUUGAAAGACUUGGAACUGCUCUGACACUCCAAAUGUCCUAGAGAGUGGCAGAGGAAAGGGGGAGGGGGGGGGCUUGACAAUUGGCAAUUCAUAUGCAAAACCCGCACCAUAAAUUCCCCUCCCUUCCCCCCCUCCCAAAAAAGUGAGAAGGUGGAAGAGGGAGGAGUGGGGGAGGAGGAGGAGGAGAAGAAGAAGAAAGCCGAAAGAAAGAAAGAAAGAACACCCCCCCCCCCCCGCACUGUUUGGCGGUGGUGGCUGGUGGGGCAUCGUCUCAGCACUUCAUCAGCAGGGGAACUGGCUGAACCGUUCAACCACCAUCCAGCCACCACCGGGACUGCCAGCCCUGGAUCUUCCUUCUGCCGCCACCGCCGCCGCCGCUGCUAGAGAAAUCGGACUUAGCUGGAAAAAACCAGGAGCUUCUCAUCAGCCGGGCGGAGGAGGAGGAAGGGACUCCGAAGGGAUGCUCGGCUGUUUCUGUUCCUCCUUCGGCCCCUUCCUCUUCCCUUUGGUUUAAGGGACCUUCCCGGGAAGAGCUGAGCUCCUGUUUUCAUCCCCCGUUAAAGAUGCACUUUCUGUUGGAGGCUGUCGCGGCGCUGAACGCGUAAGGACCGGGGGGAGACAUGUCUCAGAUGCUGCACAUCGAGAUCCCCAAUUUUGGGAACACCGUGCUGGGCUCCCUGAACGAGCAGAGGCUGCUGGGCCUCUACUGCGAUGUCUCCAUCGUGGUCAAGGGCCAGGCCUUCAAGGCCCACCGGGCGGUGCUGGCCGCCAGCAGUUUGUACUUCCGGGAUCUGUUUAGCGGGAACAGCAAAAGUGCGUUUGAGCUGCCCAGUUCGGUUCCGGCCACUUGCUUCCAACAGAUCCUCUCCUUUUGCUACACGGGCAAGCUGACCAUGGCGGCCAGCGAGCAGCUGGUGGUGAUGUACACAGCCGGCUUCCUGCAGAUCCAGCACAUUGUGGAGAAAGGGACCGACCUCAUGUUCAAAGUCAGUUCGCCCCACUGUGACUCUCAAACGGCCAUGAUCGAAGAGGCCGGCUCGGAGCCCCAGAGCCCGUGCAACCCCGUCCAGAUGGCGUCCAUGCCUUACGUCAUGUCCCCUUCGCUGCCCAUCCCGCUCCUCACCCGGGUCAAGCACGAGAACCUGGAGCAGCAGACGCCGCUGCCAGCCAAGAGGGCCCUGGAGGGGGGCCUGCGAGACACGGCGGCGGGGAGCUCCUCGAGCACCACAGCGGUGAAGCUGUCCCGCGUCUCCUACUACGGGGUGCCCAGCCUCGGCCCGCUCAUCUCCAACAUCCCGCAGGCUCCAUAUGUCCAGGGGGAGCGGACGAGUCCCGGGGCCAGCAGCAUCCCAACCACGGACAGCCCCACGUCCUACCACAACGAAGAGGAUGAGGAAGAUGACGAAGCCUACGACACCAUGACGGAAGAGCAAUACGGGCAGAUGUACAUCAAGUCUACGGGCAGCUACGCAGGGCCUCCAGAGAAGCCGGAGCAAAUUCCCGUGGAGAGCCGCUCCUGCGUCCUCAUCCGGCGCGAUUUGGUAGCUCUUCCGGCGAGCCUGAUUAGCCAGAUCGGUUACCGCUGCCACCCGAAGCUCUACUCGGAAGGCGAUCCUGGAGAGAAACUUGAAUUGGUUGCAGGUUCUGGGGUUUACAUCACCCGAGGGCAGCUCAUGAAUUGCCACCUCUGCGCAGGUGUGAAACACAAAGUCCUCCUUCGACGCCUCCUGGCCACGUUCUUCGACAGGAACACUUUGGCCAACAGCUGCGGAACAGGAAUCCGUUCUUCCACCAGUGACCCCAGCCGGAAACCCCUGGAGAGCCGGGUGCUCAAUGCUGUGAAAUUGUAUUGUCAGAAUUUUGCCCCCAGUUUCAAGGAAAGCGAGAUGAACGUCAUCGCGGCCGACAUGUGCACGAAUGCCCGGCGAGUGCGCAAGCGAUGGCUGCCCAAGAUUAAGUCCAUGCUGCCCGAGGGGAUGGAGAUGUACCGGUCCGUCAUGGGUUCCACCACCGCCAACGUCCUCCUGGACCCCGAAUUCCAGCCUUCCAGCGCUCAGAUGUUUGAACAACGGAUCUAUGCGGAAAGGAGAGGGGAUUCUGGGACGAUUGUGGCCCUCAGAACUAACACCGUCACGGUCGACCAGAGCAACGGGACGGCCCCCUUGUUCGAGCCGAGCGAGGAGGGCGAAGGGGCCAGCUCGGUCAUCCAGGAGUCGGCCGGCCCAGAAGCCAUGGCUUCCGAUACCCAAAGCACCUCACAGCCCUUUGAAGAAGGAUCGGGGUCCCCCGCCCGGCCGGAAACUCCUGCGGGGCGACCGGAAGCGACCUACGGGGCCCCCUUAUGAACCAGACCACCAAGGGUGGGGAGUCGCUCUCUGGAAGGAUCUGUAAUCCUAAAGCUGCUUGCAUGUUCUUAUUAAUUAGAAAAGAAACAAACAAAAAUCAACAACCCCCCAUAUGAUCAAACCAUUUACCUACUGAACUGCUACCGUUGCCUGAGAAAAUUUGAUUUUUUGAGUCUGCUCGUGUUUUUUAGGAUCGACGAAGUUGCCACCAAGGUGGGAAGAGCCCCUUUGUUUCCCAGAUUGGUACAGAAAGGAGUAGCGGGGGUUCCUUUCCUUCCCCCCCCCCCCAAAAAUAAGGAACGAGGCUCUCUUCACCCGCCUACCCACCUCACCGCCGUCCUGUUUAGCAGCAAAGAACCGGCCAUCUGGUCUUGGGAGAAGUUAGCUGUGAUCGUUAUCCUGGUUUGAUUCACUUCAGUUUGACGCAGGUCCUUGGCUCAGAUCUAUCUUGCAUUGUUGAGCAACAUGGAAAAACUCCCUGAACCACCAUUGUAGUAAACGGGGAGCUACGUUCCCCACACUCGUGGACAUAAAAAAAGUUGGGAUAUCUUUCCUCUCCUCUCCUCCAACUUCUCACCCGUUUUCUCCUUGCGUUUUCUUCCCUGGUUCCCGGAGGGCAGGACGAGACCAACCUCAGUCUGGUCCCCUGGCAUGCUUGCAAAGAAAAUGAUGACUGGCUUCCUUUCCCUUUGCGAGGAAGCUCUGGCCCGAAGGCAUUCUGGGUUUGAGGUAGUUUUGAGGUACCUCUGUUUCCUACCUAGAGCAGUUUCAAACUUGGUCACUUUAAGGCUUCCAACUCCCAGGAUUCCCCGGCCAGCACGGAAUUCUGGGAGUUGAAGUCAAUCCGUCUUAAAGCGACCGCCAAGAUUGCAAAGCAUCGGUCUAAAGUCAUUUGGAUCAGGUCCUGCUUAGUUGCUCAGGGCAAAAUGGAGAUUUUGGGGGGUGGGGGUGAUGCAUGGUGGGAACCAUAGGCUUUUUGGCUCUUUCUCCCAGGAAUGGGGGAGCUGCUUCUAACGAAAUGCAUGCCGUUUGGCCACGGAGGUUACUGUAGCUCGCAUGGAUUCCCCCCCCUCACCCCCCCGCCGCUGUGUUUGAAUCUAACUUUACGAGAGAAAUGAAGAGCCUUGGUGGUGCAGCGGACUAAGUGCUGUUAAGUGCUAGCACUUAGCUGCCAGCUGCCUGCAAUUAGCGCGAGUUCAAAUCUCACCAGGCUCAAGGUUGACUCAGCCUUCCAUCCUUUCGAGGUAGGUAAAUUGAGGACCCGGAUUGUGGGGGCAAUAAGCCAGCUUUGUAUAGAACAACGCCGCUUAGGGGGGGCCGAAAGCCCUAAUAAGCAGGUAUAUACAUAAAAGUAUGCAGGCUAUUGCUAUAAUGCAUUGUAAGCUGCCCUGAGUCUACGGAGAAGGGUGGCAUAUAAAUUGGACUAAUAAAAUAAAUUGCUCGCUUUGCGUCGGGGAUUAUGCGCCCUAGGCGAAUAGCCGGCUUCGGAUUUCCCCCCUCCUCCCCCCAGUCCAUUCGGUCAUUCUCCCAAUCUACGACGGGAAGACCUAAUCCUGUUGUGGCGGCUGAGCUUUGCUUUGACAAGGUUGAGGUUGCGAUAGGCAUUACAGCUGCCAGCUGUGGCUGCUUUGCUUGGCAUUGAGCUUCAGGGAGAUGAAAGAAGAGCCUGCCUCCUCUUGGGGAUUUCAAGGACUUUUCAAUUUAUUUUCCUGGCAGCAAUAAGAAAUUAAUUUAAAAAAAACAAAACAAAAACCUGCCCCAGCCCAGCUUACAACGACGAGAUCUCCGCGUGGUCUCCUUUCCCUUCCCCUAACCAAAUCCACCUGCGCUUAGCUUCUUUUGCCGUCGGCCACGGGGCUGAUGGCCCAUCCACCCUGCCCCCCCUCCCCAGUAGCUGUCGUAGCCCCCACCUACCCACCCACCCCUGGUAAAAGUCGCAGGACGGAAGCAAAUACUUGAACGGCUCAGAACAGGAUCCGAAGAGAGCAUCGCGUUGCACAGUUCGAAUAUAUUUUUGUACCAAGCACAAUUUUAUGUACGUCUUUCUUUGGGGGGGCGGGCGAGUCGUUGGGAGGGAGGGGGAAGAGUCAGGCUUUUGACUGUCAAGACGAGAAGGAAAGAGGGAAAAGGAAAAACGAAGAACCUGAAGACAAUGUGAAGAGUUUUAAGGCAGGGUGGGGUGUUCCCAGUCUUUGAAUGGGGAGGCCAGCCACUUGCACUAAAUGACCCCCGAAAUGUGAGGCGGGGGUCCUUGGUGGCCCCCCUCGGAGGCUUUUCUCCUUCCCAGCCAGAAAGGAAAACGGUGAGAACCCCUCCCCUCCAAAAAAAAACUCUUGGCCAUGAAGGACCUCGAAACAAAGGGGGAAAUUAAUCACAAUCUGGUUUUUUUCUCAGUGCCUUAUCCUAUUCCUCCCCAUGGAGAAAAAAAAAAAAGGUUUGAUUUCAAUAGCCUAUCAAAUUCCUUUCUCCAUUCCUCCCCCCACCCCCCAUUCAUUGACCAUGCCCUUCCCCAACCUGGCGCUCCCGUCUUGGGUUGGAUUCCGACCCCCAUGCUUCCCAGCCAGGUGACUCCGGGAAGGGCAUCGGUGCCCGGAAGUUGUUCUCGGACUGUAACGAUGCAUCCUGUGUGAGGCGGGAACGACCCCCCCUCCCCCCGUAGAUUUAACCUAGGAAAAGAGAAAAUACGUAUUUAUGGUAUGUCUGCACCUUUAUUCUGAAUGCUUGACUGUUAGCAAUAUUACCUGUGUAUAUUAUAUUAUAUAUAUAUAUAUAUAUAUAAAUAUUAUAUAUGUAUAUGAAAAGUUAUAUCAAGCACCUUUUUAAAGAAGAGAAGACUGUAAAAAGAAAACUCGGAUGGACUUUAGCGAUGGCCACGAUUGGGAAAUCCUGGUAGGAGCUCGUCCCAUUUUCUGGGAUUUUGCGGGUCUCCGGCGGCCCUUCUCCCCAAUCUGUAGUCUUCACUUCCAUGGGGGCGGACAGGGGAGAGGGGCUGCCCUCCGAAGCCUCCCUUUGGGGUCUACCACAAAGCCCUUGACAAAUUGAAACUUAAGGUUCCAGAAAUUCAUUUUCAUUCCAAAGUCGGUAUUAAGCCAUAUUCUGGACAUUGAUCAUUGGUUUCCUGUUUCUCUUUUUGCUUUAAUUUCUUCAGCGGGAAAUGCUUUAAAUUCUACUCUGAAAUUGCUGUAGAAGCAAUCUGGAAUGUUAAAAUAAAUCAUAUCACACAGCUAAACCAACCUUCCUUCCUUCCUUCCUUCCUUCCUUCCUUCCUUCCUUCCUUCCUUCCUUCCUUCCUUCCUGUUGCCUUCAUCUCCUCCUUUCUCUGCCUCCCUCCCUCUCCCUCCUCCUAUCCCCUCCUCUUUCUUUCUCCUCUGUUCCUUCUUUCUUUCUGAUUUCCUUCUCGCCUGUCCUCAGAUUUGCUCUUAGGGUUUCCAUUCCUCCGUUUCUUUUUCUCUUUCUCCCUGUGUUCUCUCUUUUUAAACGUGUGUCCCCAAAGCAACUUGGCUCCAAAUUGACCUCAAGUUUAAAAUAUCGGGCCCUUCUCUCACCGGCCCCCAACUACAGCCCCAAAUUGUGUUUUUCUGCUGUAUCCCCCCCUUCCCCCCCCCAAUGUGGCCUUAAGAAAGACACCUGUAGAUCAUCCUUAGCUUUACAGGCAUAAAGUUUUAUUUUUCCUGCCUGUUUGCAUCCGAUGCCCUCCGAGUGUAGCCCCAAGGCUGCUGGUUCUGUCACUCAUUUUCUUGGGGCGAAACCUGGCAGCCAUUGGGGCAAGCAGUCUCCCUACUUGCCAGGUGGUCUCAAAGAGAGGAAGAGACCCUUGCAGUUGGGUGGCAGAGAGGGCUCCCAUGACUACAGCAGUUAGCCCCCUGAAAGGCUGCAGAAAACAUGGCAGCUCUCUCCCCUUGGCACCGAUUCCUGCAAUUUCCUUUUGCAGACUUUUUGAUGGCCUGCCCCUCUCUAGAUAAAUUACCCCCCCCUCCAAAACUGGUUGCGUGGAGCCCUCUGCAGGACUGAUGCCAUUCCCAGAUGUAGUUCCAUGUGCCCAGCUAUUGCAGAGAUGGCCGCACCUUUCUCGAGGACAUCUUUGCUGGACAAAAGGCUCAACCCAUCACAUUUCUGCUGUAGCUGCCCGAAAGGCACAAGGACAGAGGGACAUAUUUUGGUCUGUUCUUCCAAGAUGAUGUCUGAGGAUCAGUUCAGCAGUCGUAAUAGUUGCAGUGAAUUUAAGGCUCCUUUUGGGGUCGGGGGUGGUGGUGGGGUAGAUUAAAAAGUUGGGAGGUCCAGAAAUGCAAAAUAUAAAUAAACAAAUUAAAAAGUCUAUAGAGAUUCUCAGUCAUCCAAGUCAUGGUUGUCCCAAAAGGGCUUUUCAAGAGGCACCUGCCACAAAGUCCAAUUGCCUCUUGAAAAACACCUUUGGGAUAAAUAAAAAAAGGGGGGGAAAUCCAUUUAAUGUCCAUAUUCCUAUACUUCCUGCUGUGAAAACCCCUUUUAUCCAAAUUUGCCAAAACCUCUUUUUUGCUAGGAUAGAAGCAACAUUCACUGGUGCUUCGAAACUUCUCCAAACCUUUUAAGGCUCAAAUCUGCUCUCCCCUCCCCCCACCUUUUUUGCACUUUUGCGACCAAAACUGGGAGGGGGAGGGAGGGAAAAAGGGUGGGCGAGGGGGCCAAACCUUGCAAUAUACUAUUUUUUGAGCGUUCCAAAAUUAUUAAAAAAAAAGAACCCAGAAGUUUAUGCGCAAGUUUAACUUGAAUCUUUGGAUGGCACUUGAGUCUCAAAACUGUCAAUCUUGGCAAUUGUCGGAGAAGCAUCUUAAGGGAACAACGAUGUUCAAAGAGUCUGUAUUAAAGUAUCCAAUAGUACUGUAAUUCAUGACUGUUAAUAAUAAAAAAUAAUAAAUAAUAAUUCCAGUGCUUAGAGGGAAGUUUUUGCAGUGCUGCCGAAAAUUACGUUUCAGCCGUGCUAACUCACUUCUUUUCUGUUGGUUGUUUACGUGCCAUUUCUCUCAUAUCUAGCUCAAGACUGUUACGUUAAGCCUUGAUUGGAUGACCUGUUAAACCGUCACUGCAUACAAGUUCUAAAGCAAGGUUUAAAGUCAUCCCUUGGCGGAGCUCUAAUAGGAGUUUCAGAGUUUGGUCAGACCUAUUUCAUACACCGUAAAGGAAAAAAAAAAUUCCAUUAAAAUGUGAUACUGAAUGAGAAAAUGCUUUGUAAAAUUCACAUUUACAAAAUAAUAAAGUAUGUUGAAAAUUA